Mustela lutreola (European mink) is the source of this 1194-nucleotide messenger RNA. Its product is annotated as olfactory receptor 4P4-like. Gene Ontology annotation, biological process: G protein-coupled receptor signaling pathway. The record is from RefSeq and is a predicted model, not a curated record. The coding region runs from base 1 to 927 and encodes 308 amino acids. Gene Ontology annotation, molecular function: G protein-coupled receptor activity; olfactory receptor activity. The transcript has a single exon. Gene Ontology annotation, cellular component: membrane. Lineage: Eukaryota; Metazoa; Chordata; Mammalia; Carnivora; Mustelidae.
AUGGGACACGAAAACAUCACAGAAUUUAUCCUCUUGGGACUUUUUAGUGAUGAGGACGCAAAGGUCACCUGCUUUGUGGUGUUCUCACUUUGCUACAUUGUGAUUCUGUCAGGAAACCUGUUCAUUCUUCUCACCAUCAGAGGCAGCCGCCUUCGUGAACAGCCCAUGUACUUUUUCCUGAGCUACCUGUCAUUCAUGGACGUCUGCUUCACUUCCACAGUGGCUCCCAGACUGAUCACAGACCUAUUGGCUGAGCAGAACACCAUCUCCUACGACAGCUGCCUGGCCCAGAUGUUUUAUGCCCACUUCUUUGGUGCCACUGAGAUGUUCAUCUUGGUGGCCAUGGCCUAUGACCGUUAUGCAGCCAUCUGCAGACCCCUUCACUACAUGGUCAUCAUGAACAGACAAGUAUGCUAUGUCCUUUUGAUGGCCUCGAUUCUUGGGGCAUUUCUCCAUUCAAUCCUACAGGUAUUGAUUAUUAUUGAACUUCCCUUCUGUGGCCCCAAUGAGAUAGAUCACUAUUUAUGUGAUAUUUUCCCUUUGCUGAAGCUGGCUUGCACGGACACUAGUCUGUUUGUUCUUGUGGUCAUUACCACCACAGGAAUGAUAUCCGUUGUGACCUUUGUUGCCUUGGUAAUUUCUUACAUCAACAUCCUGUCCACCCUGAGGACAUGCUCAUCCCAGAGCUGCCACAACACUCUCUCCACCUGCAGCUCACACAUCACUGUUGUGUUCUUGUUCUUCCUGCCCCUCAUCUUCACAUAUGUCCCCAUAGUUGAUUCUGUCAGUAACGACAAAGUUUUUGCCCUAUUUUACACCAUGUUUGCUCCUAUGUUCAAUCCUUUCAUCUACACGCUGAGAAACACAGACAUGAAGAAUGCCAUAAGGAAAAUGUGGUGCCGAGACACACGGUUUGAAGGGAAAUGAAGUCUCUGGAUUUCAAACCAUUGGCUGCAUCUCAUUCUAGCCACAGGAUCCUAAUGUCAGCAAAUGCAGCAAGUAGAGAGGUGGUUUGCUGUCAUCAAACGUUGUCAGAUGUGAAGGGAGAAGGUCCCUCAACUACUUCUUCCUGUUUCUUUAGUUUUCUGACCCCGUAUAAGGGGAUCAAAUCGCAUGAGUUCCAGGUCCCUUUCAGCUUUGAUAUUGUAGAACUUAUGUAUUCUGGUACUUGGUGUUCUGGAACAUUCUGUCCUU